Molecule: messenger RNA, 4519 nt
Organism: Aphidius gifuensis
Lineage: Eukaryota; Metazoa; Arthropoda; Insecta; Hymenoptera; Braconidae
Gene: Ripk5
Product: dual serine/threonine and tyrosine protein kinase-like
Exons: 5
Coding region: 934-3864 (976 amino acids)
Biological process (GO): protein phosphorylation
Molecular function (GO): ATP binding; protein kinase activity
Source: RefSeq, a predicted model, not a curated record
AGUGUUUGCUAAAACCACGGAAAUAUAAAACAUAAACACAAAGAGAGAAAGCAUGUUUGUUUAUUUAUUUUAUGUCUUAUUCAAUUCAUAAAAUUAUAAAACUGUUCAUUCACCUGUCAAUGUUUACUAUUGUUAAUUUAAAAAUUCAAAAUUCAUUUUGUUUUCUUUGUAAUGCGUAAUUGUUAUAAUCAUCAACAAUUAAAAAGUGUAGGUAUAUAUAAAAAAGACUUUCAUACAGUUGCAUAAGAAAGAAAAAUAUAUAAACACAAUCAGCUGUGUUUAUUUUUAUAUACUGUUGUGUUUACAAAAUGUCAAAAGUUUAAAAAAAAUAAUAGAACAAUGAAAACAUCAUAACUAUUUAUAGAACAAUAAUUUAAACAAAGUGCAUUAGUGUUUAGUAUUUAUCAACAAUAGUGAGGUUUUAAUAGAGUCAAUUUUAUUGACGUCAACAACAAAACACUCAUCUUUAAUUUAUAAUUUUUAUCAUUGUUAUUAUUAUUUAUAUUGUUGUUGUUGUAAUUAGUAAGGUUGUUGUAUUCACAAGGUCAAUAGCAAAUUGAAACAUAAUAUUAACUGAUAUUAACCGAGACCAAGGUCAUAGUAACAUCUAGGAUUGACUUGUUCAUUUGUCAACAAUACUGACGUGUAAAACCACAAACAUAAUUGUAAAAUAUUGAAAAGAAGCUUAAUUGGAUUAUAUUUCAACAAGAUAUAAUGUAACAAACAACUCUCCCACUUUAAAAACAUAAAAAAGAAAACAAAUCAAAUUCUGAUGUCUCAGUUUGCUUAUUAAAGAUUUAUUAGUCGCUUGUGUCUGAGCUUGAGUGAUUGACGGUCUUGUAUUUAUAUAUCUUAAUCACUUUUAUAUGUAAAGUGAUGUGAUAAUUGAUCGUAAUAACAACUGUAGACAUAAAUUGAUACAAGUUUGUUAAAAUGGUGAGCAAAUUACCACAAGAAUUUCGUAGAUAUCAUAGAAAUCGAAAUCAACUUCGUCAUAUAUUUAAAGAAACAAAGCGAACAUUAGAAAUUAUAAGUCAAGAAAAUUUUUUCCCUGAUGAAAAUAUUAUUGAGGAACUACAGCCAUCAGUAACUCUUGAACGAUUAAUUCAUAUUCUUGAGAAUCAACCAGCUAUUGUAAUAUCAGGUCAAGAUUGUAAAUCAAAAACAACAUUAAUAAAUCAUUUGCUUGGUGACGAGAUAUUACCACUUGUUGAGGGACAAUGUAGAUGGAUAAGAUUUAGCUAUGGUAAUUUAAAUAACAUAAGUUUAACGCUUGGCUUGGAAUAUGAAGUUAUUGAACAAACUCAAUCAAAUGAAUUACCCUGGACAACAAUUCCAAUUGAUUAUUUAAUAAAAACAGAUACAGAAGAUCCAAAUUGUCCAACAAUAGUUGAUGUUAAACUUGAUAAGCUAAUAUUAAAAGAUGGUGUUCAAAUAUUUAUUGUUCCUGAUAUGACAGCAAUAAAACAUAUUGCAAAUGGUACACUUGGAAUAUUACCAAUAUUUAUAUAUGCAUUUAAUGAUUAUCCUUUGACUGAUGAAAAUAUAAAUGAAUUACGUGAACUCAAAGAAACAUAUCCAUAUAAUCCAGUAAUAUUUAUUUCAUCAUUAUCAAAUAUAACAUUUGAUAGUAUUGAUGCUGAUUUAACUGAAUCAGAACAGCAUAGAUUACAAAAUCAAAGUGAAUUAUUAUUAGCAAAUAAAACAACAACAGCCACAACAACAACAACAACAACAAAUGUAUCAAAUGAAAAUAUAAAUAUUGGAAGAUUAAAUAAUUUAGGAUUAAAAUGGCUUGAUGAACUUGGUAAUUUAGGUUUUUUUAAAACAUAUGAAUCAGAUGAAUUUAAUUCAUCAAGUGAUUUAGUUGAAUCAUUAAAAAAUAUUGAUCGUAUACAUUAUUUUAUAAGAACACGUUUACAAUUAUAUUUAAUUGAUGCUAGUAAUUAUUUAAAUGAAAUACAUACAACAUCAUUACGUAAAUUUAUAUUAAGUGCAUUUGAUAUGGCAAGAGAAAUUCAAAUAACACCAAGAAGAAUUCAAUAUGCACAAAAAAAAGAAAAUGAAUUAUAUAAAAGUUUAAUGAAAGUUGUUAGUAAAAAUCAAGAAGAAUUAACUGAUUUAAUACAAAAUACAAUUCAAACAAUGAAAAAUGAAUUUUCAUUAAUUACAAAUGAUUCUUGUAAAUCAGAAAAUGAAAAUUCAAAUAUUGAUGAUGAAGAAAAUAAACAAUGGUGUGCAACAGUUAGAUCAGCAACAACUGAAGUACAAAGAAUUGUAUUAAGUCAUUUAAGUGAAAAAGUUGCUAAACAAUUAGUAACAUCAGUAAAUUGUUUACGUGAAACAUUUGUUGGUACAUUACAAAGAUGUUUAUAUGAAUUAGAAAAAACAUAUGAUAAUGAUAAUAAUUUAUUAGCAAGUGAUGCAUUAAAACAAAUAUUAUCAGCUGCAUAUAAUGUUGAACUUCAUAAUUCAUCACCAUCACUUGUACAUUCAUUUUUAGAACGUUUACGUCAAUUAUUUAAAUCAAUGCCAUUACCAUGGACACCAACACCAAUUUUAGAUGAUUCAUGGAAAAAAAAAAUAACAAUUGAUAUAUUAAAUUCAUUAUCAGCAGCAAGACUUGCUAAAACAAUAUCAGCACAAUUUAGAGAUAAAAUUAAAUCAUCACAUGAUUCAUUUCAUUCAGCAUUGAGAUCAUUAGAAAAUCAUUAUUCUGGUAAAUUAGAAAGAACAGAAGAACAAAGAAUAACAAUACGUAAAAUAUAUGCACCAAAAUUAGCUAAAUUAGCAUUAGAAUCAACAUCAAUGAGUGAUAUGAUACGUUAUGGUAUACCACAUCAAGGUAAAGAAAUUGGAAGAGGACAAUAUGGUGUUGUAUUUUCAUGUGAUGGAUGGGGUGGUGCACCAGGACCAUGUGCUGUUAAAUCAGUUGUACCACCAGAUGAAAAACAUUGGAAUGAUCUUGCUAUGGAAUUUUAUUAUACACGUACAAUACCAAAUCAUAAAAGAAUUGUUAAACUUCGUGGUUCAGUUAUUGAUCAUUCAUAUGGUGGUGGUUGUGGUCUUGGUGCUGCUGUAUUAUUAAUAACAGAUAGAAUGACACGUGAUUUAUAUUGUGGUAUACGUACUGGUAUAACAUGGAUUGAAAGAAUACAAAUAUCAAUUGAUGUACUUGAAGGAAUACGUUAUUUACAUUCACAAGGACUUGUACAUCGUGAUAUUAAAUUAAAAAAUGUUUUAUUAGAUAUUGAAAAUCGUGCUAAAUUAACUGAUCUUGGAUUUUGUAUAACUGAAGCAAUGAUGUCUGGUUCUGUUGUUGGUACACCAGUACAUAUGGCACCAGAAUUAUUAACUGGACAUUAUGAUAGUAGUGUUGAUGUUUAUGCAUUUGGUAUAUUAUUUUGGUAUUUAUGUGCUGGACAUGUACGUAUGCCAUAUGCAUUCGAGCAAUUUCAUAAUAAAGAACAGCUAUGGACAAGUGUUAGAAGAGGUUUGAGACCAGAACGUCUUCCACAUUUUGAAGAUGAAUGUUGGCAAUUAAUGGAACAAUGUUGGGCUGGUGAACCAUCAAAAAGACCGCUAUUGGGUGCAAUUUUACCUGUACUUGAAUCAAUACUUGAAAAAACAGAAACUAAUUUAACGGGAAAUGAUAGUGAAGGCUCAAAACAAUCAAAUUCAUCUGAGACUAUUCGUAAUCCAGCUCUUGCACUUGCUGAACCAAAUAAUCAAAGAGGCACAACGGCAAGUCUACAUCCGAGGCGAAGGCCUCUACGAACUAUCAAGCAUCCUGUCCUUCAUAUGACUAAUCUUUUUAAUACCAGCUUGUGUUCGAAUUUAUACAUGCAAAUGCGUGAAUUUUAAUUUAUUUUUUAUUAUCUUUUUUCUUGAUACUAUCAAUAACCAAAUCUCUUCUUUUUUUUUUUUUAUACUAAAAGUAUAAAAAUAUAAACGUAGUUAGUAUCUAUGCUUCUCUAGUUAUCAACAAUGAAAAAAAAAAAAAUUGCUUGCUUUAUAUAUAUAUUUUUUUUUCGAUUUUGUAGAACAAAAUUGCCUUGAAGCAUUUUUUUUUUUUUUCUUCUGUUAAUACUCACUUGUUGAUUAACAAGUAAUCAAGCUUUUAUUAUUAUUAUUAUUUCGUUUUUUGCCUUUUGUAGAAUUUAGUAUCACUGUUAGCAUUGUUGUUAUGUAUAAAAUUUACAAGCGACCUUAUUAAGUUUACUGCUUUUUGUGUAAGAUAAUAUUUAAUCACUCUUCGUGUUUUUGUUUUUUCUACUUUAUUUAAAAUUGUCUCUUUACUUGCAUAAAUAACAAAUAUUUCUAUUUAUGUUUAUCUCGUGAUAAAUAUGUUUUUAGCGUAAAUUAAUGUCAACGAUUUAACCAAUAGUCCAUUGCUCCCAUUCGGUACUACAAAUAAUUGUGUUUUUUUUUUCUUUAUUUUUUCGUGAUUAAUUGCUAUAUUAUAUCAGAGUUAAUACUCAAUUAAUUUUUUUUUUUUAUUUUAUAUAUUUUUUUCUAC